This is a messenger RNA of Nicotiana attenuata, 1296 nucleotides long. RefSeq names its product DNA-directed RNA polymerases II, IV and V subunit 3-like. Gene Ontology annotation, cellular component: RNA polymerase II, core complex. Bases 101 to 1057 code for a protein of 318 amino acids. Gene Ontology annotation, biological process: DNA-templated transcription. The record is from RefSeq and is a predicted model, not a curated record. The transcript is spliced from 3 exons. NCBI's taxonomy places the organism in Eukaryota, Viridiplantae, Streptophyta, Magnoliopsida, Solanales, Solanaceae. Gene Ontology annotation, molecular function: protein dimerization activity; DNA binding; DNA-directed RNA polymerase activity.
CAUACUCCUUAAAAAUUUACAAAACCCAGCCAAAGUAUACCUCAGUACUAUUUCACUGCCAAAACCCUCCCACCAAAAACACAAAGCAGAAGCAACAACAAUGGAGGGCGUCUCGUACCAGAGAUUCCCAAGGAUCAAAAUCCGUGAAGUUAAAGGCGACUACAUGAAAUUCGAGCUGCGCGACACCGACGCCAGCAUAGCCAACGCGCUUCGGCGCGUGAUGAUAGCAGAAGUCCCAACAAUCGCCAUUGACCUCGUUGAAAUCGAGGUCAAUUCCUCGGUCCUCAACGACGAGUUCAUAUCUCAUCGUCUGGGGCUCAUCCCGCUCACUAGCGAACGCGCAAUGAGCAUGCGUUUCUCGCGUGACUGUGACGCGUGUGACGGUGACGGACAGUGCGAGUAUUGUUCCGUUGAGUUUUACCUCCGUGUCAAGUGCCUUAGUGACCAGACGCUUGAUGUUACUAGCAAGGAUUUGUUGAGUUCGGAUCAUACUGUUGUUCCUGUCGAUUAUUCUGAUGCUUCCUCCGGUUUUGAUAAUUCUACCAAUAAGGGAAUAAUAAUUGUGAAGCUACGACGUGGGCAGGAGUUAAGGCUAAGAGCAAUAGCACGAAAAGGAAUUGCCAAAGAUCAUGCGAAAUGGUCUCCUGCAGCAACUGUGACUUUCAUGUAUGAACCAGAUAUCUACAUCAAUGAGGACAUGAUGGAGACCUUGACUCUCGAGGAGAAAAGAGAAUUAGUAGACAGUAGUCCCACGAAAGUCUUUGGCAUUGAUCCUGAAAACAAGGUUAUUGUUGUUGAUCCUGAGGCAUACACUUAUGAUGAUGAGGUGCUUAAGAAAUGUGAAGCCAUGGGAAAACCUGGACUUAUAGAGAUACAUGCCAAGGAAGAUAGUUUUAUUUUCACUGUUGAAACGACUGGCGCAGUUAAAGCUUCACAAUUGGUACUCAAUGCAAUAGAAGUGCUGAAGCAGAAAUUGGAUGCAGUACGCCUUUCAGAUGACACCGUGGAAGCAGAUGAUCAGUUUGGAGAGUUGGGUGCACAUAUGCGCGGAGGGUAAAACCGCAUUGGUCAAUUUGAACUUCCUCACUUGUUAAAACUGUUGAUGUUUAAUAUAUGUCUUGUAAGGACAAGAAAUCCAUGAACUACUUAACACAUUUUCCCUUUAGGACUUACCUUAACUGGUGAUGGAAAUGUAGGAGACUGCUUUUGUUUGUUGAAAGUAAAUGGUUUUUUCCCAUCUUGUACUGAUACAAUUUUGUUGGAUAUCGUAUCUCAAUGGAUCAUCAAUUCCACCUA